Manihot esculenta (cassava) is the source of this 1091-nucleotide messenger RNA. RefSeq names its product probable 2-oxoglutarate-dependent dioxygenase AOP1. Bases 15 to 998 code for a protein of 327 amino acids. Gene Ontology annotation, molecular function: dioxygenase activity. The transcript has 3 exons. The record is from RefSeq and is a predicted model, not a curated record. NCBI's taxonomy places the organism in Eukaryota, Viridiplantae, Streptophyta, Magnoliopsida, Malpighiales, Euphorbiaceae.
UCAACUCUGAUUAAAUGAAGAAAAAGAGUGAAGCAGAAGAGAAAAAAAGAAAAAAAGACAUGGGUUCUGCAGGAGCACUAAAGCUUCCAGUCCUAGACUUCACCAAAGAAACUCUAAAGCCAGGCACAAGCUGUUGGCUCAAAGCCUGCACUGAUGUUAGGCAGGCACUUGAAGAGUAUGGCUGUUUUACAGUAGAAUACAAGAAACUAUCUCCAGAGCUUCGCAACAAAGUGUUUGAUUCCAUGAAGGAGUUGUUUGAUCUUCCCACUGAAACUAAAAUGAAAAACAAAUACCAGAAACCCAUGAAUGGUUAUGUUGGACAGAUACCCAAAAUCCCUCUCCAUGAAAGCUUGGGCAUUGACAACGCAACAUCUCUUCAGGCAACUCUUGAUUUCACAAACCUCAUGUGGCCUAACGGAAACCAUCACUUCUGUGAGAGUGUUUUUGAGUAUGCAAAGUUUGCAGCAGAGCUGGAUCAGAUGGUGACGAGGAUGAUAUUUGAAAGCUAUGGAGUAGAGAAGUACCAUGAUGCUUAUGUGGAGUCUACUACUUAUCUUCUUCGGCUCUUGAAAAAUAGAGUAGCUAAAGAGAAUGAGACUAAUUUAGCGUUUGUCACUCACACAGACAAAAGCUUCACUACCAUACUUCAUCAAAAUCAAAUUGAUGGUCUGGAAGUAGAUACCAAAAAUGGUGAGAAGAUCAACGUUGAGUUUUCACCUUCAUCCUUCAUUGUCAUUGCAGGCGAUGCCUUGAUGGCAUGGAGUAAUGACAGAAUAAUAUCUCCAAGCCAUAGAGUGAUAAUGAAUGGGAAGGUUGACAGAUACUCAAUGGGGCUGUUCGGCUUCAACAGUGGAAAGAUACAAGUGCCUCAAGAACUUGUAGAUGAGGAGCAUCCUUUGAUGUACAAGCCGUUUGAUCACAUUGGACUUCUCUAUUUCUAUCGUACGGAGGAGGGUUACAAAGCCCAGUGUCCUGUUAAAGCCUACUGUGGUAUUUGAGUUAAAAUUAAAUUAAAUAAAAUUAAGCAUGAAAUCUGUACUGUUUUAUGAUUAAUUUCAAAUUAAUGAAUGGGUUUGCUGCUUAAUUUCUCA